CCGGUUUGCCAUCUAUACUCGCGAUCCUCCGUGCAUCUGCAGGUUGUGCGCUUUGGAAACGCAACAGGUUAUAUGCGAGUGAAUGAAUCAAUGGGAGAAAUGCGGGAACUAAAUUACUAAUUCAACCUGCGACAACGUUUCACUGAUCAUAUUUGGCUGAUUGUAUUAGUGUGUAACUCUUGCGCGAAAGUUCAUCAUGGUUUCGUUGCUGGAUUUAAGCGCUCUUGUCCUGUCGCUGGUGUGGGGAUACUGCGUCCUGGCAGACACUGUCUUUACAAACUUUACCCUGGACAACGAGGUGCACUCGAGCUUCAUCCACCGGCGCUUGAAGAGCCAGGAGCGCCGGGAGAUGCAGCGGGAGAUCCUGUCAAUCCUCGGGUUACCGCACCGGCCGCGGCCGCACCUCCACGGCAAGCACAACGCCGCGCCGAUGUUCAUGCUGGAUCUGUACAAUGCCAUGUCCACCGAGGGAGACGAGGAGGGCUUCUCGUACCCCUACAAGCCCGUUUUCACGACUCAGGGACCGCCGAUCGCGACUCUUCAGGACAACAACUUUCUGAACGACGCGGACAUGGUCAUGAGUUUUGUUAAUCUAGUUGAACACGAUAAGGAGUUCUUGCCAGUGAGGCGCCAUCACCGAGAAUUCCGAUUCGACUUGUCCAAGAUUCCAGAGGGUGAAGCGGUGACUGCGGCGGAGUUCAGGAUCUACAAAGACUUCGUUCCAGAGCGAUUUGACAAUGAGACCUUCCGCAUCAGCAUCUACCAGGUGUUGGAGGAACAUUUGGACAGGGAUUCAGAUUUGUUCCUGCUGGACUCGCGGGUGAUCUGGGCAGCAGAAGAGGGGUGGCUGGUUUUUGACAUCACAGUCACUAGUAACCACUGGGUGCUGAACCCGGGCCGUAACCUGGGCCUGCAGCUGGCUCUGGAGAGUUUGGAUGGUCAGAGUGUGAACCCCUGGGUGGCGGGACUGGUGGGGCGCAGUGGCCCUCAGAGCAAACAGCCCUUCAUGGUGGCCUUCUUCAAAGCCACGGAGGUCCACAUCCGCAGCAUCCGCUCCGCUCAGGGCGGAAACAAGCAGCGCAAUCCCAACCGCUCCAAAACCGCCAAGGGCCAGGAGGCACUGCGUGUAGCCAAUAUUGCAGAAAACAGCAGUGCUGACCAGAAGCAGGCCUGUAAGAAACAUGAGCUGUAUGUCAGUUUUCGAGACCUUGGAUGGCAGGAUUGGAUUAUAGCUCCUGAAGGAUAUGCUGCAUAUUAUUGCAUGGGAGAAUGUGCCUUUCCUCUCAACUCCUACAUGAAUGCCACAAACCACGCCAUUGUGCAGACAUUGGUUCACUUCAUCAACCCUGAAACAGUUCCAAAACCGUGUUGCGCUCCUACACAACUCCACGCCAUCUCCGUCCUGUAUUUUGACGACAGCUCUAACGUCAUCCUGAAGAAAUACCGCAACAUGGUGGUCAGAGCGUGUGGAUGCCACUAGAGUCCUGUCACACAUAUGCAUAGACAAUCAUUACCCACAUAUAGACAAUGCAAACACACACACACAUGACUGCUCCUCAUUUAUAAAAAUGGAGCCCUCCCAAGAUCCCACCAAACCAUAUGGAGAUCUCAGGCCAAACCUAGACUGUAUACCAAGGACAAAAUGCAAAACUGUCGAUUGGCCAGAACUGCAAAAGGAAAUUACAAAUAACCUCUCUCUUUUACACACACAUCAACACAUGUAUGCACACAUUUACAUACUUCUAUAUACUUGUGCUUUCUACUGUGUAAAUAGUUUUUCAAUGACAGAAAAGUAUUUAUUUUCCAACACGAAGUCUUAAAUAUG
Molecule: messenger RNA, 1825 nt
Organism: Danio aesculapii
Lineage: Eukaryota; Metazoa; Chordata; Actinopteri; Cypriniformes; Danionidae
Gene: bmp7b
Product: bone morphogenetic protein 7b
Exons: 7
Coding region: 197-1480 (427 amino acids)
Biological process (GO): SMAD protein signal transduction
Cellular component (GO): extracellular region
Molecular function (GO): cytokine activity; growth factor activity
Source: RefSeq, a predicted model, not a curated record